AAUCAUCUAGGUUAAAUAUUAGUUAAAAAAAAAUAGUCCUAGUUUAAAAAAAAAUAAGUUUUUAGUAGUCAUUACAUGUGUAACUGAGCUGGUCUUUCCUAUAUCAAGUACCUUCAUCAAAAUAGUAUUUUGUUGCGUGAGUCGGCUAUUUGCGCAGCUUCAUUGGGGUGUGUUACAAUGGAUAUUACAUCGAUCUAAUUGGAUUAAGCGCCGGUGAUCGCUGGAGGAUUGAAGACUGUAGAGUGAGAGCUUGUCGUGCUGCUCAUUCAUUCAUACAGACGCCAGCAUGAAGGAUCCACAGCUACCAGGUACCAAAACACUAAAUGUCUGGGCGAAGCGACAUGGAAAAAAAGGAAAGAAUGAGCCAGCGGUGCAACCUGCCCAGAAAGAAGCAGAAACACCCAAGGUUCCUGCGCUUACACCUGAACAGCGAGCGAAGCAGACAGCCUUCGAGAGGGUCCUCUAUGACAUGUCCCACAAUGAGCGGGUCAUCAAUGAUCUCAUGUUGGGCCGCAGGAUUGCUUUCUAUGAACUCAGAGGAGAAAUAGGCACUGGAAAUUUCUCCCAGGUCAAACUGGGUGUUCACGCUUUGACUAAAGAGCGUGUUGCUGUAAAGAUUCUCAAUAAGGCGCGUCUCGACAAGAAGUCCCAGAAUCUGUUUGCCUCAGAGGUUAUCUGUAUGGAAAAUCUCUCCCAUCCGAACAUUGUGCGUCUGUAUGAGGUGCUUGAGACCAGUAAGUAUUUGUACCUCGCUAUGGAGUACGGCAGCGGAGGAGAUCUGUUCUCACGCAUCACCACCAGGGGGCGCUUGUCAGACCUGGAAAGCAAGCUCAUCUUUGCUCAGAUCAUCUCAGCCAUCAAAUACAUGCAUGAAAACAACAUCAUCCAUCGCGACCUGAAAGCUGAGAAUAUUUUUUACACCACAUGCUACUGCAUCAAAGUGGGGGACUUCGGUUUCAGUGUUGUCAGUGAGCCCACUGAAACUCUGAACACGUUUUGCGGCUCCCCACCCUAUGCGGCGCCUGAGCUGUUCAGAGACAAAAGCUACGUGGGCCGUUAUGUGGACAUCUGGGCGCUGGGCGUCCUGCUCUACUUCAUGGUGACCGCCACCAUGCCUUUCUACGCUGACAACUUAGGCCGACUGAAACGCUGCAUCCUGCAGGGGGCGUACAGCAUCCCGCCCUACGUCCCUGAUUCCUGCCAACUGGCCAUCAAAGGCAUGCUAAGACCCGUACCUGUGGACCGGACCACGGUGUCGCAGCUGAUGGUAUGCUCCUGGAUGAAGGGCAUUGAAUACCCCAAACCCUAUCCUGCUUUUUGCGCCACGCCGAAUUACCUAGCUGACCCUGCAAAGAGCCUGUGCGUGGAGGAACAGGAAGUGAAGUCAGCCCUGAACGAGCUGGGCAUCAGUGGAACACAUCUGCAGAAUAACACAUGCACUGACUGUCGCAGCCCAAUAACAGGAAUAUACCGUAUCCUGCUGCAUCGCAUUCAGAAGAGGAGAUCUGUGGAAGCGGUGGGAUAUUCUGCCCUGUACCCAGAGGAUUUUGGUACCAAGAAAUACUGGGCCAACAAUGAAACAGCUACGCACAAUCCUUCUGCAGUGUGUAACGUCCUGUAAAGACUUAAUUUUAAUGGUUCAUGGGUGGAUAAUGCGUUCGAUGCCAUGUUACAGGAAGUAAUGAAUAUGAGGUUGUGCUAUUUUUUAAGAUUAAACGUGAAACCCAGCAUCCCAGAAUCAAUCCCAAAUAUUUUAGUUUUUAUAAUAUUUUCAUAAUAAACCAAGUCAGAAGGAUCUCCUUAUUAGUGUUUAUCUGCUGCUUAAUCUAUGCAAUUUAAUGAAUCAUGAAUGAUUUUGAAUGAUUCACGAACAAAUGAUUCUUAGAGCCGGUUCGUUAAAGUGAAACAUACAGUGUAACAAGUGAAGCCUGAUUCCUGAAACAAAUGACUCUUAGGAAUUGGGUCUUUUUAGCAGUUCUUCUCUACAAGCCAGGUCUUUUCAGUCAAUCAAAAACAUACAGCGCAACAAGUGAGGCCGAUUCCCAAAACUGAUCUUACAAGCCAUUUCUUUUUAACCAAAAAAUCAAAGACACAUAGCACGACCAAGUGAAUCAACAUUUAAGUGAAUCAAAAAUGUACAGCUCAAUAAGUGUAGCUUAAUUUCCAAAUUGGAUCUUACAAGCCGUUUCAUACAGCGCAACAAGUGUAGCUCGAUUCCUAAAAUGGAUUUUAGAAGUCGGUUCUUUUUAAUGAAUAAAAAAUGUACAGCACGACCAAUGUAGCCUGAUUCCAGAAACAUAUGACUCUUACAAGCCAGUUCUUUUCAGCGAAUCACAACCCAGAUAGCACACGUACGUCUGCAAGAUGUCUGUUAAAAAUCACGCCAUCUAGAAAGCAUCUGCUGCAUACAAACAUCUGACAGACAUCUUUUAGAUGUCACUUUUACAUAUAUUCUCAAUCAUAAACAUUUUAAAGAUGUAUUCUAAAUGUCUAUUUGAAAUCUGAUAGAAAAUUUCCUAUAGAUGUAUUGCAAAUGAGCACUCUAAAAAUGUCUUGCAGAUGUCAAAUAGAUGUCUUUGUAAUGUUUUUGUGAUAUCAGGGAAAACUCCCAGAUAGCUCACAUACUGUACGUCUGCAAGAUGUCUGUUAAAGAUCACUUCAUCUGGAAAGCAUCUGCUGUGUACAAACAUCUGAUAGACAUCUUUAAGACGUCAGUUUUACAUACAUUCACAAUCAUAAACAUCUUAAAGAUGUAUUCUAAAUGUCUAUUUGACAUCUGAUAAACAUCUUAAAGACAUCUUCUAAACAUCUGUUUGACGUCUGAUAGAAAACAUAUCAGAGACGUAUUGCAGAUGUGCAAACACUCUAAAAAAAUACGUCUUGAAGAUGUAAAUGCAGACGUCAAAUAAACGUCUCUGUAAUGAUGUAUGUGUGCUAUCAGCAAACAACGUGUUGCCUGAUUUUUUAAGUGAAUCAAAAACAAACUGCUCAACAAGUGAAACAAAUGACUCUUAGAAAAAAUUAAACAGCAGACCAAUUCUUGAAACAAAUGAACUGGUUCUUUUUAGUGAAUCAGGAACACACAGUCCAGCAGUAGCCUGAUUCUUGAAACUAAUUAUGAGCUGCUUCUUAUGAGCUCAUUGUUUUUCAAAUAAAUCAAAAACAUACAGCACAUUCAAUGUAGCCUGAUUCCUGAAAUGAAUGACUCAUAUGAGUUCGUUCUUUUUAGUAAAUCAAAAUCAUACAGCGCAGCAAAUGUAGCCUGAUUCUUGAAACAAAUGAACCAGUUCUUUUUAGUGAAUCGGGAACCUGCAGUGCAACAAGUGUAGCCCGAUUUCUGAGCCGGUUGUUUUUAAGGAACCAAAAACAUACAGCACGACCAAUGUAGCCUGAUUCCCAAAAUAAAUGACUCUUACGAGCCAGUACUUUUAAGUGAAUCAAAAACAUACAGGACGAUGAGUAUAUCUUUCCAAAAUGAUUAACUCUUACGAGCCGGUUCCUUUCAGCGAAUCACAAACAUACAAUGCAACCAAUGUAGCCCAAUUCCUAAAAUGAAUGAACCAAUUCUUUGUAGCGAAUCAGGAACACGCUCUUAUGAGUGAAUCAAAAAAAAUACAGGACAAAGAGUGUAUCUUUCGAAAAUGAUUCACUCUUACGAGCCGGUUCCUUUUAGCGAAUUAAAAACAUACAAUGCCAACAAGUGUAGCCUGAUUCCUGAAAAAAAAAGUAGCCGGUUCUUAUGAGCUGCAACAUAGCCUGAUUCCUGAAGUGAAUUAACUUUUUUUUUUUUUGUGAAUCAGGAACACACAGUCCAACAAGUGUAGCUGGAUUACUGAAACAAAUUAUGAGCUGGGUCUUCAAAAACAUACAGCACGACCAAUGUAACCUGAUUCCCAAAACGAACAACUUUUAUGAGCCGGUUCUUUUAAGUGAAUCAAAAACAUACAAUGCAGAGUGUAAACUUCCAAAAUAAUGAACUCUUACAAGCCUGUUCUUUUUUUAGCGAAUCAAAAACUAAUAGCUCAACAAGUUUGGCCCAAUUUCCGAAACGAAUGUUUCUUAUGACGUGGUUCUUUUUAGUGAAUCAAAAUCAUACAGUGCAGCAAAUGUAGCCCGAUUCUUUUAACAAAUAAACCGGUUCUUUUUAGUGAAUCAGGAACAUGCAGUCCAACAAGUGUAGCCCGAUUCCUGAAAUGAUUUAUUAGCCACUACGACCAAUGUAGCCCGAUUCCUGAAACGAAUGACUCUAAUGAGUUGGUUUUUUUAAGUGAAUCAAAAACAUACAGGGCGAAGGGUGUAUUUCCAAAAUGAUUAACUCUUAGAAGUUUGUUCUUUUCAGUGAAUCAAAAACAUAUAGCGCAACAAAUGUGGCCCAAUUUCUGAAACAAAUAGACCGGUUCUUUUUAGUGAAUCAUUAACAUGCAGUCCAACAAACUUAGCCUGAUUCCUGAAACUAAUUAUGAGCCAGUUCCUAUGACGCAGUUGUUUUUUAACAAAUCAAUCACAGUGCAACAACUGCACGAAUUCUAUUUUACAAAUCUGCAGGGUCUAGUGAGGUCCAGCAUCAGAGGCCACUUGUGUAAAUGCUUACAUUAAAAUACAUGUUGUUUAUGUCAGUUUGUUUAUAUCAAUAAACUCAUUGAGGUAUGUUGAUUCAGCUGUACAUGUAAUUCUAAUGAAGGGUGUUUUUAUUUGCAGUCGAUCCGUAAGUGGUCAUUCAUUGUUGCCAAGUUGAAUACGGAGAUGUGGCCAAUAUUUAAAGGUUAGGAAAACAUUUGAUACAUUUUUGUAUCACUGAACGGUUGAAUGUUUGAAAAUGUCAUUUGCUUGAGCCACAGCUUUGGACUGAGUGUCAUAUGCAGUAAAUAUUUGCAAUAAACUGCUUACUGGCUGUUCUGGCCUUAUGUAACAAAGUUCACAUUUGAUGGACUCGACCACCAUCUGAUUCCAAUAAAAUAGCUGAAUUGCUACAUAGCAAUGAUUUCCUAAUCUCAGGCAGGGUUUACAUUGAACGUAUGACGUAAAGGAUUAACUGCUAAUCAGCUGUUGAUCCUAAUUAGUGUGGUGCUUUAUAAAAAGCUUGUGGUAUUGAUUAUAUUGUAUUUUAUUGAAUUAAUCAACAAAGCCAUCAACAAGCCAUGGCACAUUCAUCAGGAAUGGAGAAGAUCUGCCAAGAUGCUGUUUUUACAGGCAUAAUAGUGGUUUGUAGUUACACACAUAUGCCUUCGACCAUCUAAAUCACAUUUAGAAAUACAUUUCAUGUUAUAAACCAUAUAUAACUCAGUCAAUUGCAUGCUUAAUUAUUUAUCAAGAAUUGCAUGUGAUUUAUUGUUAAAAAGAUUAUUUUUUGUUUGAGCUCAUAUACAUGACAAAUAUAUUGCUAUGUUACAUUUAUAGCAUGUCACACAAAUUGCUACAUUAAAAAUACAUUGUAUUUUAUUUUAAUAUAUUUUCAUGACAAUUAAGUACUUCCCUCUCAAAUUCUCAUUACUGAAAUGCAAUAAAUAAAUACUGUUAGAAAUUAACAAUAUAUUAUGACGUAUUUAUUUGUUAUAUGGGAAUACAGAAGAAUUACAUUUGAAAAUAGCAGGACAUUAAAAAAAAUAAAAAUAAAUAAAAUGUCCUAAUG
Molecule: messenger RNA, 5629 nt
Organism: Labeo rohita (rohu)
Lineage: Eukaryota; Metazoa; Chordata; Actinopteri; Cypriniformes; Cyprinidae
Product: serine/threonine-protein kinase NIM1
Exons: 4
Coding region: 287-1621 (444 amino acids)
Biological process (GO): protein phosphorylation; microtubule cytoskeleton organization; intracellular signal transduction
Cellular component (GO): cytoplasm
Molecular function (GO): ATP binding; protein serine/threonine kinase activity; tau-protein kinase activity
Source: RefSeq, a predicted model, not a curated record